GAGGCGUGAACUAGCACAGAGAUCGGUGCACAGGAGUUUAUUUCCUAAACUGUCACAAAGCAAAGCGCACCCGAACCCCCAGAGCCUCGCGCUAUCUGCGUCACUUUGGAGAGGUAGUGCAAUCCUCGGCAGUGUUCUGAGACUGCACUAACUGCUCCGGCCAGCACUGGAGACAUCCGGAAAAUGGGCAUUACGGAGAGGAGAUCAUAAAUAAAACCAUCGUAUAUGUGGGCAAACUUUAAAAGAAACAAAGCUUUUUCGUUCGGAAGGUGAUUUCUUUUUUACGCAGGAAAAACUCAACGGUUUUCGUCUGCGUUUACCCAUAAUGACAGCCGAGAGAGAGAAGAAGAGGCAUCCUUCGGAAAGGCGCAAGGAAAAGUCCAGAGAUGCUGCCCGCUCCAGGCGCAGUAAAGAGACAGAGGUGUUCUACGAACUAGCCCACCAGCUCCCGUUACCCCACAGCGUCAGCUCACACCUGGAUAAAGCCUCCAUCAUGAGACUAGCCAUCAGUGUCCUGCGAACACGCAAACUCUUUAACUCAGGCUGCACAGUUCAACAAACUCGGUCACAAAAUGACACCCAUAUGGACAGUCUAUACUUGAAGUCUCUGGAAGGCUUUGUUGCCGUGGUAACGUCAGAUGGGGACAUUAUAUUCCUCUCAGAGAAUGUCAGUAAAUACAUGGGCCUCACACAGGUGGAGCUGACAGGUCACAGCAUCUUUGACUUCACACACCCUUGCGAUCAUGAGGAAAUCAGAGAAAAUCUAAGCGUCAAAUGCGGUCCUGUGUAUGGCAAGAAGGGUAAAGAAAUGAGCGCAGGAAGAGAUUUCUUUAUGAGGAUGAAGUGUACGGUCACCAACAGAGGUCGCACUGUCAACCUCAAAUCAGCCAGCUGGAAGGUGCUGCAUUGCACAGGGCAAUUGCAAGUGUGCAACAGCCGCCCACCUCAAGUCCUGUGUGGGUUUUCCGAACCCCCCCUCACAUGUGUUACUAUGCUUUGUGCACCAAUCCCACACCCCUCCACCGUGGACACACCCCUGCACAGCAAGACGUUUAUGAGCAGACACAGUAUGGACAUGAGGUUUAUCUACUGCGAUGAGAGAGUAAGCAGUUUGAUUGGCUAUAGACCAGAGGAACUUCUCGGCCGUUCUGUGUAUGAGUUCUGCCAUGCUCUGGACUCUGAAAACAUGACAAGGUGCCACCAAAAUCUUUGUAAUAAGGGUCAAGUGGUGAGCGGCCAGUACAGAAUGUUAGCCAAGCACGGGGGCUUUGUUUGGGUGGAGACCCAGGCAACCGUCAUCUACAACCAUCGCAACUCCAAACCACAGUGCAUCAUCUGCAUCAACUACAUCCUGAGUUCUAUUGAAGAGCAAUCGUUGAUUCUCUCCUUGGAUCAAACCGAGUCUCUGUUCAAGCCGUACCACAUGCCUAACACAGGAGAACUGUUCAGCCAGGGAGGAGCAGGCUCAGUUUUAGAACCCGAGGCCCUUCCUUUCAGUAAGCUCAAGGCAGACCCUGAGGAGCUAGCCCAGUUAGCACCCAUGCCGGGAGACGCCAUCAUUGCCCUGGACUUUGAGAGUCCACAGUUUGAAGAGUCGGCGUUCUUCCCCGAGUCUACCAAGAUACCUGUGGUCAGCCAGUCGUGGGUUGAGGACAUGCCCCCUGAAAGCAGUCCUGAUGGUAGCCUGUCUAAAAUGUCCUCUGCCUUCCCUGUGCUCCAGGUGCCUCUUCAAGGCAAGGCCAAGUCCUGUACCACGCCCUGCUUGAGUCGAUGCAACAGCAGUUGCUCCACACCUAACAGUCCAAUAGAUUACUACGGCAAGGAACUGAAGGUGGAGCUGACAGAGAAGUUAUUUGGCCCUGAAAAUGUGGCAACAAAUCCCACAGACACCCAGUUGGACUUGAGCGAUCUGGACCUGGAAACUCUCGCUCCCUACAUUCCCAUGGAUGGUGAAGACUUUGAGCUUCACCCAAUCUGUCAGGAUGAGCCGGUGCCUGACACAGAUCCAGACUGUAGCACAGCCGUCCAGCACAGUUUUAGCAGAGUAGCUGAACUCUUUCAGCCCUUGGGCUCAUUCCCUUCUGACAACAAGAGCAGUUAUAACACAUGGCCAGACACAGUUCAUGUGCAACAUUAUCAAACUACACCCAACAUCCAACUCCCCUCUGAGAAAGGCAGGCGGGUUCUUCAGUGGCCUCCCGACCCUCCCUCACAGUAUGAACAUACAGAGAUUAGACGCAUGGAUGAACACAGCACAGAAGACCCAGGUCAAACGUGUAAUUUCUCUGCUGGCCUGCCAGAGCAAAGGUAUUUUGAGAACUUUGGCCCUGUACAGAAAGACAUGAGUCUGGGGCAGGUUGCCCUCAUCAACAGCUUUAAACGGAAGAGACAGUCUGAGUUUGGUUCCUCAUGCUCCUUCUCUGAUAUCUCGAAGCAGGAGAUGAGCCUGUAUUCCGCUCACAAUGAGCCUGUAGGUGGUAAGAGGAUGAAGACCGUUGACAGCUGUGCCUUCUCUUUCAGGAAGUCUCUCAGCACGAGUGUGCUCACAGAUAAACUUCCACCAUACAUGCAAAGAGUUGUGGCUCCUGGCAGCUUCAUACACUCUCAAGAAGGGAGCUCAGAAGAUCUCAAACAGCAUUUUACAGAUAUGUUCUGCCUUCCCAAUAACAGGCAGUAUCACAUGCUGCCUUCACCAAGACAAAGCGGGAUGAUAAGUCAGCUACUGGGCCCAUCUUUCAACACAUAUUGCCUUCCGGAGCUCACGCGAUAUGACUGUGAGGUAAACGUGCCUCUACAUGGGAACCUGCAUUUGCUUCAGGGCUGUGACCUUCUGAGAGCCCUGGACCAGACAACGUAGAGCUUCUGUAGCAAUCCAUCCAGUCUCUGCUUGUUCCUUUAAUCUUUUUCAAUAUGUCUCUGUGCUGUUAUAUUUUAUGCAUGUAUUAUCAUGCUUUGUAUAUUUUCCUCUAAGACGUGUUAUAUUUUAAUAUAUUUAAAAAUAUAUAUUGUUAUAUGUAUCAUAUGUGUUCAGACAAACCACAUUCAAUACGGUCAUGAUUCUUCACUAGCCGUUCUUAACAGUUGUGGACAGAUUUGUGCAAAUUUACUAUAUCAAAUAACUACAAUACAUUUACAAAAAUAUAAACAGUACAGUAGUUUCCUUUUUAAUUUAUUUAUGUAGCUUUGAAUUAUUCAUGGAACAGAAAUACAAUGUUUAAGUGUUUUGCCAAGGCUGUGGCCUCAAAAAUUGCCUUGAACUUGUGCCAGCAAAAAAGGUUGCAUUAAUCUGCGUAGCUCAUCUGUUUUAUGAUGUUGAACAUUAAUAUAUAACCCAUGUUUUCUCUGCUUUUAAUCUAAACUUUCCACUACAUUCUCCUUUAACAUAAUUGCUAUGACAGGGAUGCUUUAUUGAGUCUAUAGGUUCUCUGCGAUCAAAAGCACUUUAUUUUAUAGAUCCAAAUGGAACUUCAAUUCCUUUAGUAGACUAAAAGGGGAAAGGAACAGGGGUCUGGUCUAUUGUUAUCUCAUAUCUCAGCAAUCCCGCCUAACCUGUUCUUUAAAAUAUUUCUUAUUCUCAGACUUAAUAACAGAACUUUAACUGUAAACGCGUAUGUAUUUUUUGUCAUACAAACAUAUCUAUUGUGUCUGUAGUCAGAGUUUAUUGCUCUGAUGUCUGUUACACAUAACAAAUGUUUGUAUUUGGUGUUCAGAAGUGCCUUGGUACUUGUCUACCUAGCAGUAGACAGAGAUGAAUCUAUAGCUUUCUUCUAUACAUGCCUAAUAUACAUGGCAAGUUAAGUUUGUUAUAUUUUGUAGUAUAUUUUGUGAUGUGUAUCACCUUCUUGUGAUACUCUGGGGUUUAUUUGUGUCAAAAACAAAAGCUAUAGAGCUAAUUUCAGUUUUAUUUUUGAGAGAGUCUGUAAUUGUUUUCAGGAUAGUGUCUUAAAUUAACAACGAUUGGUAUCUUAUUGGUAUCAUGGUUUCAUUUUUUCUUGGUAUAAACUUUGCACCAGUAAAACAAAAGUUGUUUUUCAAAAUAAUUCUACUUUUAAAUCAUUCUCAGAUUUUUUCUUCCAUGAUUCUGUCACUGUUACAAGGGUAAUUAUUUUUGCUUUUGUAAUUUUGACAGGUAACUGGAAGCUACAGUUUUUUUUAUUUUUUUAAAGUGUAACUGAAGCCCUCAUGCUGAUAUAUUAUUUAAGAAAUAACUGUUCAAUUUCCAACCACUGCAGUUCAUAUAGACUUUUACUAGCUGACAGCACGCACAAACACACAAACGUACACAUUACUGCAUGCAGGGCAACAUUAUUGGGUUAGUGGCUCGAUGUCUAUACAUCCAGCACUGACUGUGUAUAAAGAAACACAUUUUUGCAUAGAAAUUUAGCAUUACUCCCUUCAAAUGUGACGACAUUUGCAAGGAAGUAUAAAGCUUAAUGCAGAUAAUGUUACCCCCAAACAUAUUCUUCUUUUUGGCUUUAAAAUGACCACAAAUCAAUCUGUUUGUAUCACUGAAAUUUGAGUAAUAUUUACAACAAUCAUGACCCAGAGAGAGGUGCAAUAUGUUAUUUUAGGUCAAAAGCCUUAAAGACAAGCGCUACAGUUUGUUGAGAUUGUGAGAUUGAGGUUGUUUCUUCAUUUGAUUCACAUUAAAAGCCUUUUUCGUCUAAUGUCUUAUACAAGUAUAGAUGUGAUUUGUGUAUGGGUUGUUCCUCUGUAUGCCUUGUAUAAGAUUGUUACAGUGAUUAUUAAAGCAUUAAUCAUAUGAA
Triplophysa dalaica is the source of this 4766-nucleotide messenger RNA. RefSeq names its product endothelial PAS domain protein 1a (gene epas1a). Bases 326 to 2857 code for a protein of 843 amino acids. The transcript has 16 exons. Gene Ontology annotation, cellular component: nucleus; cytoplasm; transcription regulator complex. The record is from RefSeq and is a predicted model, not a curated record. Gene Ontology annotation, biological process: cellular response to hypoxia; regulation of transcription by RNA polymerase II. Gene Ontology annotation, molecular function: DNA-binding transcription factor activity, RNA polymerase II-specific; protein dimerization activity; RNA polymerase II transcription regulatory region sequence-specific DNA binding. NCBI's taxonomy places the organism in Eukaryota, Metazoa, Chordata, Actinopteri, Cypriniformes, Nemacheilidae.